This is a messenger RNA of Sebastes umbrosus (honeycomb rockfish), 1039 nucleotides long. It is a transcript of the gene c24h8orf74, whose product is annotated as chromosome 24 C8orf74 homolog. The coding region runs from base 16 to 882 and encodes 288 amino acids. NCBI's taxonomy places the organism in Eukaryota, Metazoa, Chordata, Actinopteri, Perciformes, Sebastidae. The record is from RefSeq and is a predicted model, not a curated record. The transcript is spliced from 6 exons.
AAGCAUUCACACGUUAUGGGAAUAUCCUGGAAGACGCUGACAGCGGGAAGAGUCAAACAUAGAGAGGCUGGUGUGCAGAGGCUCAGCUGUCACUUCUCAUGGCCGGAGUUCUGUGAUGAGCGGCGGUGCUUCCACCAGGAGUUUGUGUACGACGUCACCAUGUUUGCCGCCACCUGUGGCUUCGCCUGGCCUGACGUGAUCCGGGCAGCUGCAGUCGCCAGAGGCGUCUUCCCACAGCUGGACGGUCUCGACGUACCCAAACUACUGUCCUUACUGAGAGACGCGCUGUCUGAGAGUUUGCCAAACCUCACCUCUGUCCACCGACAUGAGUUCACCCAGUUCCUCACAGACACCUGCGUCACCCGACAAAGGCUUCUCCAGGCGGCUGUGGGUGGAGCUGCCAACGUGUCCAUCGCUCAGUUACACUUGGAGGUGCAGCUGCCGCCCACGCCCUCUCCUCUGACACAGGGCAUGGAUCUGCACAAGUGGGAGCAGCAGCGUCAUCAAGCCGAGCUCGCCUCAAUGUUGCGACAGAAGGAGGAGCAGCUGCGGAGUCUCCGAGAGGGGUCAAGGGUCACUCUGGAGGAGCUGGAUGUUCCUGAGGGUGAGCAGCUGGACAAAGAGGGCGUUUUGGCGGUGGUUCGUGCAGCGGUGAGGGCCACAGAAGGCCAGAUGUUGGCGAGUCUGAACCAAGAGGCCUCCCUGCUCAGUGACAUCCUGCAGCUCAGACUGCAACUGGGAGCAUCGGCCACCGGAGGGCUCCACAGUGCUGUUCUUCCCAACACAAAUCACAUCGGCUCACAACCACACGACCAGCAAAGGCGAAGAAGCGCACGGCGAACCAGCUCACGGCGAACCAGCAAAAAGAAAAACCAGGACUGAGGGAGUCUGGAAGUGCAGGGCUGGGAGUCAGCUGAGAUGAUGCCCGGAUACCUGAGACAGCGGAAAUCCAGCCCGUACCUGUGGUGGUAGUACUGACAAGGAGAGGGACGCAAAAGCUUCAAAAACACCGGGCUAUACAGGAAUUUGUGGUAAAACA